UACACGCCGCAGGCGCCGCCGCCCGCGCCCGCCGCCAGCUGGGCGCUGCUGGCGGCGGGCGACGCGCGCCACUACUCGGCCGCCUGGGCCGCCUUCGCGGCGCACGUGGGCUGGCGCCGCGUGGCCGUGCUGAGCGAGCUGGCCACGCGCGCGGCGCUGGACGUGACGGACCUGGCCGCCGACGUCCUCGUGCACGUCGAGCUGCCCGCCGACACCGACGACCUCGACCUGGACAAGAUCACACAGUGGGCAGUGCGCGCGGCGACCGCGCACGCGCGCAUCCUGUACGUGUGCGCGGAGGACGCGCGCGUGGUGCGCGCGGCGCUGUGCGCGGGCCGCGCCGCCGGCCUGGCGCCGCCCGCCGUCUGGCUGCUGCCCGGCGCCCUGCCGCCCGCCUGGCUGCGGCCGCCCGCCUCCGACACGCACAACUGCACGCACCAACAACUACGCGACAUGGCCGAGGGACACCUCAGCGUGGCGCCCGCCUGGUUGGCAGAUUGGGAUGAGCGAAGCGACGCGUCCGCCGACAGCGAGGAGGGCGCCUGGCGACGGCAGUGGCGCUCGCGAUGCCUGCGCGCGCGCGCGUGCGGGCGGGGCGCGUGCGGCGCGUGCGGGCGCGCGCCGGGGCAGGCCGCGCUGCUGUACGACGCGCUGCGCAUGUGGGACGCGGCGCUGCGGCGCCAGCUGCGGGCGCACCCCGCCGCGCUCGACAACCUGCACCACGAGAGUAUCGCCAGAGCAUUAAUAAAAGACGUAACCACGUCGAGUUAUAGCGGGCUCACGGGCAAGUUCGAAUGGAGCGAGGACGCCAGUGGAGCGCGCGUCCGUCUGGCGCCCGUCGUAGUGCAGCAGUGGAGCAACGGCACGCGCCGGCGCCUGGGCGUCUGGAGCCGCGCCGCCGGCGCCGUGCUGGCGCUGGCCGCGCUGGCGCUGGCGGCGCUGCUGGGCGCCAGCGCGGCCGCCGCCUGCCACUGCAAGCGCCGCGCCGAGCGCAAGUACCGCGCGCGACUGGCCGCGCUGGGACUGACGCGCCUCGACCCUAAGCCCGGCGGCCUGGACCGCUGGGAGAUCCCGCGCGAGCGCGUCGUUAUCAAUAGGAAGCUCGGCACGGGCGCCUUCGGCACCGUGUACGGGGGGCACGCGCUACUGGCGGAGGACCGCGGCUGGUCCGCGGUCGCCGUCAAGACGCUCAAGGCCGGCGCCACCACCGAGGAGAAACUCGACUUCUUAUCCGAAGCGGAGGCCAUGAAGCGCUUCGACCACAAGAACGUAGUGCGACUGCUGGGGGUGGUCACGAAGACGGAGCCGGUGUGCACCGUGAUGGAGUUCAUGCUGUACGGCGACCUGAAGAACUACCUGCUGGCGCGGCGCCACCUGGCGGCCGCGGGCGCGGGCGAGGCGGACGAGGUGUCGGCGCCGCGGCUGACGGCCAUGGCGCUGGACGCGGCGCGCGGGCUGUCGUACCUGGCGCAGCUGCGCUACGUGCACCGCGACGUGGCGGCGCGCAACUGCCUGGUGUCGGCGCAGCGCGUGGUGAAGCUGGCCGACUUCGGCAUGACGCGCCUGGUGUUCGAGCACGACUACUACCGCUUCAGCCGCAAGGGCAUGCUCCCGGUGCGCUGGAUGGCGCCGGAGAGUCUGGCGCUGGGCGUGUUCUCGCCGGCGUCCGACGUCUGGUCGUUCGGCGUGCUGCUGUACGAGAUCGUGACGUUCGGCUCGUUGCCGUUCCAGGGCCUGAGCAACGCGGAGGUGCUGGCGCGAGUCAAGGCCGGCCAUACCCUGGAGCUGCCGCCGGGGUUGAAGCCGCAACUGGAGGGACUCAUCAAGUCGUGCUGGCAGGCCGAGCACAAGGCGCGGCCCAGCGCCGCCGAGGUGGCCGCCUUCCUGGCCGACUCGCCGCGCCUGCUGGCGCCCUGCCUCGACCUGCCGCUGGACGCGCUGCCGCUGGACCUGGAGCCCUGGCAGCACGCGCGCGACCGCGCCGAGGCGCGCUGGGUGUCGUGGGGCGCGCCGGCGUCGGGCGCGACGGACACGACGUACCUGAGCGCGGACGCGCCGCCGGCGGACACGGACGCCUUCCUCUCGUGACGCUGCGAGCCGGGACCCGCUCGACUGCUCAAGCUUUACACGUAAAUCAUUCCGACACUUUUCUAGUCAAAAUGCAGGUAUAAAUAUAGGAUUAUUAUUGUAAACAAUCUAAAUUAAAAUGUAAAUAGGUACCUAUAUUGAUAAGUUUUUAAUAAAAGUAU
This is a messenger RNA of Spodoptera litura, 2249 nucleotides long. NCBI's taxonomy places the organism in Eukaryota, Metazoa, Arthropoda, Insecta, Lepidoptera, Noctuidae. The record is from RefSeq and is a predicted model, not a curated record.